UGUCUCAUUACGGUUCGCAGUCAGAUCCCGCCAAGAUGUUCAACGCGAGAUCGCGUGGCAGCCCAGCCCACGAGGGGACUUCCCCAUCCCCCUCUCCCAAGACGAGAAGACUCGCCCCCGCAUCCCUGCCACUGCUCCUGCUCCUUCUGGUGCUCCCUGCGGUGGCACCCAUGUCGCUCGACCGCCUCGCCCUCGAGCGGAACGAGCUGCCAGCGGAGCAGCAGCAACAGCAGCCACAGCAGGAUGUCCUGGUGGACGACAUGAAACUCACCUCCGUGCCCUCCGCCGACUCCUCGGACAUGUACAUGCUGGUUCCGGAGGCGGUGGCCACCCAGCUGGAGGACGACGAGCACGUGGAUCGCAACUCCAUCGACUCCUCCUCCACGUCCAACUCAGACGCCAACUCCAACUCCGACAUGCUGAUGCUGGAGAGCGACUCCGGCCCCGCCAUGCAGCUCGUGGAGCUGCCCAGCCUGGUCUCCGUGGAGGCGGAGUCCCACCCGGAGGCGGAGCACGAGGCGGAGGAGCAGCAGCAGCCCGAGUCCAUAGAGGAGCACGUCGUCCUGCUGAAGCCCGCCAGCCAGGAGGCCCAGUUGGAGCAGGCCGUGGACCUGGCCACCGAGGCGGCCCCGCUCCCGCUCCACGACGACCCGCUCCACGAGGACGCCGCCACCGAGAGCGCGCAGGAGGAGUCGGAGAAGGAGUCCGAGUUGGAGACCAAGUUGGAGACGGAGUCGGAACCAGCCGCAGACGACCAGGUGCCCGAGGAGUCGGAGCCGCAGCCGGAGCAAGUGCAGCCAGAGGGCUCCAGCCAGCCAGAAAGCGAGUCCGAUCCGGCGGAGAAGAAGCCGGAGAUCGAAGCCGACAAGGAGAUUGAAGAGCAGAAGCAACCAGAAGUGGAACCAGCAGUGGAACCAGAAGGGGAAGAGGAGAUUGCAGCUGAAUCCCUGCCAGAAGUGGAGGCCCAGCCGGAGGCCAGCGUCCCUGCAGAAGAGCCAAGCCAGCCAGAGGAAGAGCCGCAAGGUGAACCCCGGCCAGAAGCCCAGCCGCAAGAGGAAUCCCAGCCAGAAGCCCCAGUUGAGCUGCAAGCUGAUGGCGAGGAGGAGUCCCAAGUGCCGAGUGAAUCCGCCACCGAGGCCUCUCUGAUGGAAACCCUGGCCGAAGGAGUCGAGGACGGACUCACCGCCGCCAUGGACACUCUGGUGCCGGAGCAACUGGCCGACAAGGAGGAGAACGAGGAGGAGCCAUCCCCGGUCACAGAAGCAGCCGAGGAGCUAGCCACCCCGCCAGUCGAGCAGCAAGAGCAGGAGGAGCUGGCGCAGCCCGAGCAGCUCAUCCUGGCCGACGAGCCGCAGGAGGAGAUCGCCCAGCCAGCGGAGUCCGCUCCCGUUCCCGAAUCCGUUCCUGCUCCCGAAUCCCCGGAGGACGCCAAGACCGAGGAGCAACCGCAGGCGGAGGAGGAGGAGGCCAAGCCGGUGGAGGCCGAGGUUCAGCCCGCGAUCGCUGAUGCGGCACCUGAGGAAACCACGACCGAAGAUAUUGCUGCGAUUCCCACUGAUGGUCCAACAGAAGCUUCUGCCAUAAUCCCCGCAGAGAUCCCCGCAGAGAUCCCCGCUGAAGUUCCCGCUGAAGAUCCCGCUGAAGGUCCCGCCGAAGUUCCCGCUCAGAUCCCUGCAGAAGAGCCAGCCAAGGAACACGACGAGAUCCAGUCGGACCCAGCCCAAACCGUAGCCGAGCCGGAGAAGCCAGCGGCGCCGGAAGAGCCUUCCCUGCUGACCACCAUCGUGCCCGUGGCGAUGCCGCCUUCCCAGGAGUCAGUGCAGCCCGUCCAGGUGCAGCCCGUCCAGGUGCAGCCCAUCCAGGUGCAGGACAGCGUGCUGAACUACGUGAACGCCUCCUUCCUGCAGCAGCAGCCGUCGGAGGCGGACCUCCCCAAGGCGGAGGCGGAGGCGGAGGCCCCGGCCAGCGCCCACCUGCGGCGCUACGACGGCGCCCAGGUGUGGCGCAUCGUGGUGCAGACGGACAAGGACAAGCGGAUGGCCGACGAGCUGCAGUCCAAGUACGACGGCCAGCUGUGGAAGGAGGUCAAGCAGGAGGUGGACUACCUGCUGAAGCCCCAGGUGCUGGCCGCCGCCGAGCGCCACAUCCGCGCCGCCAACCUCUCGCGGAUCGUGCUCAUCGACAACCUGCAGCACGUGAUUGAGAAGGAGAAUCCCCCGGAGAAGAUCGCCGAGUUACAGAACCGCAAGGGUCACCGACUCACCUGGCAGGCCUACCACCGGCUGGAGGACAUCCACGGCUUCAUCGACUACAUGGCCAAGACGUACCCGGACAUCUGCUCCACGGAGGUGAUCGGCUACUCGGUGGAGAAGCGGCCCCUGAAAAUCCUCAAGAUCUCCGACGGGAAUGCCCGCAACCCCGGCGUGUGGAUCGACGGCGGGAUGCACGCCCGUGAGUGGAUCAGCCCGGCCACGGUCACCUACAUCGCCAAUCAGCUGGUCGAGGGCUGGGAGGAGCUGCCGGAGCACAUGCGCGCCAUCAACUGGUACCUGCACCCGGUGGCCAACCCCGACGGCUACGAGUACUCGCACACCACCGACCGCCUCUGGAGGAAGAACAUGCGCGCCCACGGACGCCAGUGCCCCGGGGUGGACCUGAACCGCAACUUCGGCUACAAGUGGGGCGGCAAGGGCACCUCGGCCAGUCCCUGCGCGCAGACGUACCGCGGCAGCAAGGCCUUCUCCGAGCCGGAGACCUUCUACAUCAGCAAGUUCAUCAGCGGCUUCCCGCGGGACACCUUCCAGGCGUACCUCUCGUUCCACAGCUACGGCCAGUACAUCCUCUACCCGUGGGGCUACGACUACCAGCUGACCCAGGACCGCGCCGACCUCGACCGCGUGGCGCGCCAGGCGGGAACGAGCAUCACGAAGUCGACGGGCGUGAAGUACACGGUGGGCUCCUCCGCCACAACCCUCUACCCCGCAGCCGGAGGCUCCGACGACUGGGCCAAGGGCAUCGCGGGCAUCAAGUACGCCUACACCAUCGAGAUGGGCGACACGGGCAGGUACGGCUUCGUCCUGCCGGCCCGCUUCAUCCAGUACAACGGCAAGGACGGCGUCACCUUCGCCGACACCGUGGCCAGGGCCAUUGCCCAGGGACGCGGCAAGUCGGUGGCCAGGAACGGCAGCACCUCCGCCAGCAGUAGCUCCAGCAGCAGCAGCAGAAGGCGUCGCCACUAGUCCCCGGCCACUUAGUCCAAUGCCAUUCCCCGUGAAUCGGCCCCAUCAUUUUUUUUUUAUAUUUAUAUGAACGCUAUUUAUUUAUUUAUUGUACUUGUAACUAGACAAAUUGAUUGAAUGGACCCGCUUCAACUCAUCGACCGUAGAGUAGACUGAAAGGCGGUUAUUAAAGAGCGAAAACCCAGUGAGAAAA
This is a messenger RNA of Drosophila ficusphila, 3432 nucleotides long. Its product is annotated as titin. Gene Ontology annotation, biological process: proteolysis. NCBI's taxonomy places the organism in Eukaryota, Metazoa, Arthropoda, Insecta, Diptera, Drosophilidae. The record is from RefSeq and is a predicted model, not a curated record. Gene Ontology annotation, molecular function: zinc ion binding; metallocarboxypeptidase activity.